AUGAAUGCACCUUGUCUGGAUGGAACAAACAGCGUAUAAGUCGUUGUAAAAAUUAAGAAGAACACGUUUUGCAAAAACAAAUAACAUUCGUUUCAUCGAGAGAUAUUUCUAUUUUUAAUUCUGACAAAUUCAUGGAGGUACCAAUUUCGGAUGAACAGUAUUUAGUGUCGCAGGCGCAAAAGCUGAGAAGUACUGAUUGUGCUUCAGCCAAAGCAUGGCUGAUAACAGCAAAGACAUUAUAUCCAACUAACUUCAGUAUACUGUUCGAAGCCUACAAGCUGGAGAGAGACGCGAAUAACUUGGAAGAAGCAGCUAAAUGUUUCAGCAACAUAGCCUUAACCUUCCAGAACCAGAAUGUUGAGUUAUGGAAAGAAAUAAAUGAGUUGACGAACGCCCUCCGUGCGCCUGAAAAUGAAAUCACACCAGCACAGGAGUUUUAUGUGAAAAUGUUUCAGCAUGUAUCAUAUGAUGUGCAGCAUAAGAUUUUAUUGCUUACAGUUAAUAACACAGAAAACAGUAUUCAUCAAUGUAAACUAUUGCUGCUCAUAUUAAAGCGCUUUCCUCAAGCCGCCAUUACCCAUUCACCAAGAUUGCUCGAGAUGAUAGCGGACGGUAUGAAGCAAAAUCCUCAGAAAUACCAGGAAAUGCUUGUAGAAGAAGCAUUACCGCUAAUUUACCACAAGACCCCAGAGCUGCCUCCAGUACUCGUUUGCCGGUUAUUUACAAUAUCAUUGGAAUACUACAUACGCCAAAUAAUUGACGAUGAAACUAAAUGUGAUAUCAAUGAAACAUGGAAGAAAAUAUUUCAGGUUCUAAUGCUAUGCGGCAAAAUUUUGCGAUGGGAAACAUUUUUGCCCUUCAAUAAAACUUGGGGACAAAAUGUUUAUUGGGAUAAACUUAUAGAAAUUGUUUCUAUAAGCCAAGCAGGAAGCACUCAAGUGCUUUUCUAUGCUACCACUUUAUUCAUUUACUCAUUGCACUGCUACAUAAAAAAUUGUUAUACGCGGGCCGAAGAUACUGAUAUAAAUCACGUUUUGGUUGAAGGUUUUACAGUUGACUGGAAGGUGGAAGCUUCAGACGUUCAAAGUAUGGAACCUCCUCAGAUUUCUUUAACUACUCCAACAAGCAAAGAUAUAUCUAAAGCUUUCGUUCAUGCGGCGCAAUGCUGGCAACUUUUGAACACGGAGCAAUUCCAACGCGAUUUCAGCAAACUCUUACUCACAUUACCCCUGGCUGCAUGGAUAUCACGAUUCCUGUUUGAUUUAGCAAUAUAUUUCGGACACCAGGAAGAGGCCAAAAAAUUGAUGUCGGAGAUGAUGGUGACUAGUAAUUUGGUACAAAAUUUACAAUUAUUAAGCUUAAAUUUGCUGCAAGGAAAUUUGACGCUACAAGGAUUCGAAUGCAUUGUUAAAAUUAUUGGCGAAUUACCAACAACGCAAGGACAUAUCCUAGAACAUUUAACGUUGAAGGUACCACGGCAUAUGAUAUUUAUACCAUUGACACAAAAGGCAUUAGUACAAUAUUGUACGAAAGCUAUUGUAAAUAUGCUGAGUCGGAAACUCUACGAACCGAAUUGUCCGGAUCAAAUACUUGGUGAUUUGCUGGUAUUAUUACAACUUGAAUACCCACGUGAAACACUUAUGGCAGAACAAAUAUUUGCACUUAUAACGACGCGAGGGUCUUUCGCAUAUCGCUUAUUUACUACGUACAUAGUAACAAUCGAUUUUAUCGAAGAAUUUAUGCACAUAUGGAAUGCAAACAAUGAAAACUUUGCUUUUGACUUGUCGCUCACACAAGGCGGCUCAAGCAUUUGUCGAGUUGGUACACGAGGUGCGGACAAAGGGGCGCGAGAAGAUUUUCGAUUAAUUGUAAAACAACAGAUAACAAGAGCAAACGAAACACUUACUACGUUAACCGCCAAUUUUAUUGCACAGGAGCAUAUGCAAUUAGUCCAAAAUAUGUUUGGUGUAACAGUAACUGGUGAAGGAUUUUAAUUUCCUUUUCGUUGUCUUAUUUUAAUUGUAUUUGUUUAAGUUAAGCAUAGUAGUAUUUCAAUUUCUAAUUAUUUUUUAAAUUAAAAAACAUAUAUUCUUCUACGAACUAUA
This is a messenger RNA of Anastrepha obliqua, 2105 nucleotides long. It is a transcript of the gene IntS10, whose product is annotated as integrator complex subunit 10. NCBI's taxonomy places the organism in Eukaryota, Metazoa, Arthropoda, Insecta, Diptera, Tephritidae. The coding region runs from base 132 to 1994 and encodes 620 amino acids. The record is from RefSeq and is a predicted model, not a curated record. Gene Ontology annotation, cellular component: integrator complex. The transcript has 8 exons. Gene Ontology annotation, biological process: snRNA processing.